UGCCUUCCCGCAGUGCAAGAUGGCGGACAAGCAGACUGAGAGGGCUUAUCAGAAACAGCCUACCAUCUUCCAGAACAAGAAGCGUGUGCUUCUGAGAGAGGGAGGCAAGGAGAAACUCCCCCGUUACUACAAGAACAUUGGCCUGGGCCUCAAGAUCCCCAAAGAGGCCAUUGAGGUCACUUACAUUGACAAGAAAUGCCCGUUCACUGGUAAUGUCUCUAUUCGUGGCCGUAGUCUGUCAGGUGUGGUUACCAAGAUGAAGAUGCAGCGUACCAUCAUCAUCCGCAGAGAUUACUUGCACUAUAUCUGCAAGUACAACCGUUUUGAGAAACACCACAAGAAUAUGUCCGUACAUCUCUCCCCCUGCUUCAGGGAUGUCCAGAUUGGGGAUAUUGUGACUGUGGAGGAAUGCCGUCCCCUCAGCAAGACAGUCCAAUUCAACGUCCUCAAGGUCACAAAGGCUGCUGGCACCAAGAAGCAGUUCCAGAAGUUUUAAAGGCGACAAAUGGAUGAUCAGGAUGAAUAAAACCUUUUGUAAAAAUCAAAAAAA
Messenger RNA from Trachemys scripta elegans, 550 nucleotides. Its product is annotated as 40S ribosomal protein S11-like. Gene Ontology annotation, cellular component: ribosome; cytosolic small ribosomal subunit. Gene Ontology annotation, biological process: translation. Gene Ontology annotation, molecular function: structural constituent of ribosome. The transcript has a single exon. Lineage: Eukaryota; Metazoa; Chordata; Testudines; Emydidae. Bases 20 to 496 code for a protein of 158 amino acids. The record is from RefSeq and is a predicted model, not a curated record.